UAGUGCUCCUCAUUCCUCGAACCUCCUCCUCCUCCUCCUCCUCCUCCUCCUUUAUCCUCGUCUUCAACCCCUCUUUUAUCCAAGUGUUUGUGGCCCCCGCAUUCUCACAGCGACCGGGAGCCGAGGAGCGUCACAUGCCACCAUGAGCGUCCUGCCGUGCAGUUUUCUCCUCCUGCUCCUCAUCCUCCCUGUCCUCACCGAGGCCAAAAAGCAGCCUGGCCAGGAGAAAGCCGACAAACCCCGGCAGCCUCCGCCUUCACCCCAGCCGGCCAAGAGGCCCAGGCAUCGCUCAGUGCCGGGCUCCGGGGACUUGACCACCAAGGGAGGCCAUCGCUGCACUUGGCAGACGUCUGGCGAAGUCCUGGUGACCCUGUUGGUGAACUGCAGCGCCGAAGCACAAGGAGAGCAGCAGAGGUACUGGUGCCGCUAUGCCGGUAAACCAGACCUCUGCCAGGCCUACGGGGUGAAGUCCAGCCAGUACUGGAAGCAGCUGGUGGGGAAGCUGAAGAAAAGGCAGAACGCCUGCGAAGGAGAAAAAGUCUUGAAGGCCAAAACCUGCAAGAAGGCUCCCACCGAGGCCCACAUGAAGCUCGCCCAGCGCAGCGGGGAGGAGGAAAAGAAGGGGGGGAAGAAGAAGGGAGUAGCAGCCGGAAGGAGCUCAGACGGAGGCAAGGUGGAGAAGAGGAAGAGGAAGGAGGAGGAGGAAGAGGAGAAGAAAAAGAGGGAGGAAAGGACUGGGUUUGAGGAGGAAGGAGUGUUGAACGACAUGGAGCCGGUGCAGAGCUACUGCAGCGAGGGCUGGCACUCGGUCUGCUCGUUCUUCGUCAAGUUCUUUGAGGGUUAAUGAGAAAAUAGUUUUUUGUUUGUUUGUUUCAUGACGCGUUCACAAUCUGAAAACAAUCUAGGCAGUUCUGUUACACCAGGCAGCUCCUCUGUAAGACGUAUCCUCACCAUCCACAUCACACGACACCGACAGGGUUCAAUCAAAACCUUCAAAUCGUUGGAUAAGUCAAUGGAAACAGUGAGCUCCUCCCGAUGUAAAAAAUAAAACAGUUAAAAAAUGACGUUAAAGGACCAGUGUGUUGGAUUAAGUGACCUCUAGUGGUGAAGUAGCAGGUUGCAACUAACUGAACACUUCCCAAGAAUGCAGGAGAAUCUAAUGUAAUGUAAACAUUGACCAAUUCAACACAAAAAUGCAAAGAGGUCGUCUCUGGAUUGGGGGUGGGCAUCGAUGAGAUUAUAUUGAUGCCAUUAUCGAUCCAAUUCUUUAUCGAUUCACUUCAUCAAUUCCUUUGGUCUAGAAAAAGAAGGCAUCUGUGGUUUCAUGUAAACAACAGAAAUUUUAUCGAGUUUCUAAACACGAGAUCAGAGUUUGUGUAAGAAAACAAAUAGGAAAUUGGUCAUGAAAAGAAUCAGUAAGAGGAAUUGAUAAGCAUGAAGGCUAAUGAUAUCGAUGAAUUGAACCAGUUAGUUCAAUUCCCAUCCCUACUCUGGGGUCUGUUUUUUAUUUGUUUUUAAGGUUUGUCCUUUCUGGGCUGCCGUAGAAACAUGGUGGACUCUCAGGAUGAGGAACCUGCAGCUAAUGUAGACGUGGAGGACAUCUACUCCACUAUUUUAUUAUGUAAAAUAUUUUCAAACUUAAAUCCUGCACACUGGGCCUUUAAAAGCAACAAAUAAAUUUAAAAAAAGCUUGCGUUAACUGAACACGUUUAGUUUGUUUUAUGUCGUAGCUGUAUUAUCUUCUUUAGUUAAAUCAGACUGAACUGUGUGAUGUCGUCUGCCUAACAAACUGAAAUAAAACAAUCAAUGCAUCAUCAGCACUGAUGAUGGUAGUAGCGAUAGUUAAUGACCAAUUAAUGUCUCCUUUAUUCUUAUUUUUGUAAUGUGAAAUUAAUAUUUUCUAAAAUAACUGUUUUUGUAAAGAAUCGCUUGUUAGCGGUCGUCAGUGGAUUCCUGUCUCCGUCAUUUAGACUUUUUUUCGUCCACAUUUGAAAACUAUUUUUGAAGAAAUGUUAACUUUGUAUCCAUCUUUAAUAAAAUGUUUCUAUAGCUGAAAAUGAA
Messenger RNA from Mugil cephalus (flathead mullet), 2061 nucleotides. RefSeq names its product fibroblast growth factor binding protein 3 (gene fgfbp3). Gene Ontology annotation, biological process: cell-cell signaling. The record is from RefSeq and is a predicted model, not a curated record. Gene Ontology annotation, molecular function: growth factor binding. NCBI's taxonomy places the organism in Eukaryota, Metazoa, Chordata, Actinopteri, Mugiliformes, Mugilidae. The coding region runs from base 143 to 844 and encodes 233 amino acids. The transcript has 3 exons.